This is a messenger RNA of Alosa sapidissima (American shad), 4919 nucleotides long. It is a transcript of the gene tsc1a, whose product is annotated as TSC complex subunit 1a. The record is from RefSeq and is a predicted model, not a curated record. Bases 384 to 3767 code for a protein of 1127 amino acids. Gene Ontology annotation, biological process: negative regulation of TOR signaling; regulation of cell cycle; negative regulation of cell population proliferation. Gene Ontology annotation, cellular component: TSC1-TSC2 complex. NCBI's taxonomy places the organism in Eukaryota, Metazoa, Chordata, Actinopteri, Clupeiformes, Clupeidae. The transcript is spliced from 22 exons.
UGCGUCGAUUCUUGGUCAAUCAUGUCCAACCUGCUGCAUGCAUGCUGCUGGAGGUAGUGAGCGGAAAGUAAUCUAAGCUGUCAACUGCAUGUCUGACGCGGUUAACUUUUUAGGACUUCCGGCCACACAAAGACCUUGAACUCGCCAGCAGUAUAGAGUCUGUUGUUCCUGGAGGCAUUUAAUUUCCAGUCCGUAGCUCAAAAGUUUCGCUAGAUACCCAGCUAGACAUAAGCUAACGUUGCUAGCAGGCUAACGUUAGUUGUGAAAUUUCCAAGAUGGCGCCCUUCAGAUGAACGCAGGACGUUUCAAAAGAGGUCGUAGCCUCAGCCCGUCUGUGACGGAGAGCUAAGCCGAGUCCUCGCCUCUGUCCAACCGCCGCCACCAUGGCCAAGGAGCAGACCAGUGUGUUCGACCUGCUUCCUCUUCUGGAGUCCACGGACCUCCAGCAGCUGCAGCAGACCAGACAGCUGGUGGAGGACCACCUCAGGGCAGAAAAGGGCUCAGUGCUGCUGAACGGUCUGGUGGAUUAUUACCUGGAGUCUAGCUCAUCUCAGGCUCUGCUGAUUCUCACUGCAGUGGGCGAGCCACAGCACAAGCCGCUCCUGGAGAAGCUGAAUGACUGCCUGGGCCGUCAGACGUGCCGGCUGGCCUCCCUCACCCUGCUGGCCCACGUCAUCCGGCGGCAGCCGCCCUGGAUCCACACCAUCCCCCGCUUCCCCCUCUUCCCCACCCUGCUCAAGUGCCUCAAGACGGAUUCGGACACGGUGGUGCUGAUAACGGGAGUUCUGGUGGUGACCACGCUACUUCCCAUGAUCCCACAGCCCAGUCGCCACCUCCUGGACGAGCUGUUUGAUGUCUUCGGACGCCUGGCACGGUGGACUCACAGGAGUUCAGGGAGCAGUCCUAGUGUUCUGUCCAUUCACCUGCACGCCGGCAUCUACUCCCUCUUCCACCGUCUGUAUGGCAUGUACCCCUGCAACUUCGUCUCCUACCUGCGCGUCCACUACAGCAUGAAGGAGAACGUGGACACCUUUGAGGAGGUCGUCAAGCCCAUGUUGGAACAUGUGCGGAUUCAUCCGGAGUUGGUCACUGGAACCAAAGAUACUGAGCUGGACCCCACCAGAUGGCGGAGUUUUGAGACCCAUGACAUAGUGGUGGAAUGUGCCAAGGUGUCCCUGGACCCCAAGGAGGCGUCGUGGGAAGAGGGCUUCUCCAACAUGCCCGAUGUCUUACCAGUCCACCUGAGCUCCCGAGCCCUUGAAGGGCCUCCCCUGGACCACAGUGCCUACGGUAGCCCCUGCGUACCUGUGCGGCCUCCAGGUGUGACCCCCCCCAGGCUGGGCCCAGCUCCCUCCUACACCAGCACCCCCCUCACUGCCAUCCAGCAGAGUUCUGCUGUUGCCAUGGGAACUCAGGACUCAGGCUGGAGCCCUGCCUUGCACUGUGGGAUGACCACGCCCCCCAGGGGAGCGUCCCCCACCAAUCACGUGCCCCAGAGCACCUCCAACCUCUCAGGAAGAGUGUCAAGCACAUCAGUGGACGGAAAGCUGACCCCGCUCACUACCCCCGUGACUGGCCCUCUCUCUCCUCACCCUCCUCAGCCACAUGAAGCUGAGCUCAGAAACCAGCCUGCCAGCAUGGCUCAAUGUCCACAGGAUGAUGCAGUGAUUGACAGCUGUCAAUCAUCUGUCUUGCAAAAUAAUAUGCGAGAACCCAGUGCCUCAGAGAAUUUGACCUGCUCGAGUGGUGCUGGUGAGCAGGAGAAGUCCCUCACUCUGCCUGAGGUGUGUGCCUUUGUUAGGGAUCAGGAGGAGGAGGAGGGUCCGAGAGAGGAAGACGCUAUGACUGAGGAGUUGCUGAGCCUUACGGACAGUGAUGCCAGCAGCACCUUACACAGACGGGACACCAUGUUCUCCCACAAACGGCCAUCCAAGGCUCGGGUCAAACCCAACUCCACCGAGCCCGUGUGCGUCGGCGCCGACACCCCAAACUCGCUGUCCACACCAGAGCGACCCGACUCUGGUGCGGCUUACGAAGGCCAGCGUCCCCCGUGGUCCACCUGGCCCUGCUUCACCCCUUCAGAGAGCUCCUGGUGCGACGAGGCUACCCAGCAUGCACCUCUGCCGUACGAGCCCCUGUUUGACCUGGCGCUGCCCAAAGCGGCCGAGCUGUUCGUGGAGCGGCGGACGGGGGAGGCCCGGAGGCGGGGGGGCGUGGCCAACAACAGCGCAGGAGACGAGCAGGCGAUGGGGUCCGCAGUGGCCAACUCUCCGCUGGAGAUGCUGGACCUGCUCAUCCAGCAGGGAAGCGCCAACCACGACCGCAAGCUCAGGAGAUUGUCGAUGCCGAGCAGGCCAGCUGAAGGUCCGGCCCCUGGGAAACAGCAGCAACAUCAGCAGCAGCAUCAGCAGCAGAGUGUUAAAAGCAAAGACGUGGAGGAGUUGCAGCACCUGCGCAGUCAGGUGCAGUUGCUGCACACGCAGCUGCAGUUUGAGCGCCACAAGAGGGAACAGCACGCCAUCCGCAAUCGACGCCUGCUGAGACGCGUCAUCAACGCCACGGCGCUGCAGGAACAGAACGUCUCCAUGAAGGAGCAGCUGCAGCUGCAGGAUGUGGAGCUGCAGGGUUUGCGCGGGAGCCUCCAACAGGAGCAGCAGCACCUCCUCCAUCUGCAGGAGGAGACGCAGACCUCCGUCACACAGCUGCAGGAGCAACUCGCCCAGCUGCACAGAGAGUGCAGCCAGUACGCCUCCACCAUGCAGGAGCUGCAGGGUGAACUGGAGGAGCGGGAGGAGCACACAGCCCACCUGGAGGCGGAGUUACAGACCGCCAGAAAGAACCUGACCAACAUGGAGCUGUUACUGAGCCAGCUGUCCCUCAAGCUGGACUGCUCGGAGCGGCUGGAGGAGCAGGUGUCCUUCCUGAGCCAGCAGCUCCUCCUCCUGGGGGAGAACCACCAGCUCUGCCUGCACAAGCUGGACCGACUGGGGCCCAGCGCCACCAAGGAGAUGAGAAUGCUGCAGUCCUCAUGGAGGAAGGAGUGUGACCGGGCACGAGUGACCUCUGUGCAGCAGGGUCAAAGGUUAGAUGGGGCAGUGCAGCGUGUCUCAGACCUGGAAGCCGCACUCAGCAGGAAGGAACAGCUCAUCUUGCAGCAGAAGAAGCUUCUGGAAGACGUCAAAUUACAGUCCAGAGAGCAGCUGCGUGCUUCAGAGGGACGCUAUCAGGCCCAGAAGCAGGUGACUCAGGCGCUGGAGGCGGAGCUACUGAAGAUUUACAGCCAACUGGAAAUGGAGAGGCCGACCAAUCACAACCGAGACCACGCCUCCAACCACCUUACAGGCCCUACCCAGGCGGAUGCACAUAGCCCCACUAAGACGAGGGCGAAUGGAUGUGGGGGGGGCGCCAUAGACACCCCCCUGCGGUCCGAGCGGCCGAGAGGCGUCCAGGAUGUGGCGGCGUCCCCCCUCCUCUCGGCCUCCCCCCCCUCCUGCAGCCUGUUGGGCCGGCGCGCCCGGCAACUCUCCCGCAACAUGAGCGACGGUCUCUAUGACGACGAGGACGAGGCCCUGCUGGAGAGCAGCCAAUCAAACACCAGCUCAGGGUGUCACUGCGGUGAGGCCUCACCCACUUCCUCUGGAGCGCAGGCUGAGGCUCAGUCAUGUGACCACUGUGAGUCAUGUGAUCAGCAGCCAGCCAAUGAGGGCACCAGGAGACUUCAGGAUCUACACAUCAUGGAUUACAAUGAGCUGCCCGACUUGAGCUAAGAGCUCUAUGUGUUUGUGUCUGUGAGAGAGCGCAAGAUGCCAAAGUGUGUGUGUGUAUGUGUGUGUGUGUGUGUGAUCUGCUGUUUUUCCUCUGUCUCAGGAAUCAGAAGGGAAAGAGUCAAGAGGCCUUACCAGCCCUUUAUCAGGCUGCGUUUAACAGCCGCUACUGUAAGAACACGGCCACCAUGCCCUGUCAUAUGACCCCACCACCAUGCCCACAGUCACAUGACCCCAGUGAUGGACGAUCUGUCUGCUCAUUUAGUAGUUAGGCGUUUAGCAGCUUGCUGUGAGGAAAAGUGAAUUUGGGGAUUUAUAAUCUGCAGGUUUUACUAAGUAGUUGUUUUGCUGUAUUUUUAUCCACUCCGUAGUGAUUGUAAGACCAAAAAAAAAAAAAAAAAAAAAAAAAAACAAUAACGGCAACAAAAAAAAAAACAAAACAGAUAAAUCAAAAAAGAUGUAAGUAAAUGAAGAAUGCCUGUAUGGGAGUAACAGGGCCAUAUUGUGGAGCAACAGGGACUAUUUAGCCGAAUAAAACGAAAUGUCUAUUCUUAGAUGAGCUGUAACCAGCCUGUCUGUGGGUUAGUCAGCUGUGUGAUGGGAAACACUACGUCUGAGAGGAUUUGCAAUCAGGUCAGAGAAAUGAGGUAGGAAAUGUCCACUGUUGCCAGGGAUACACAGGGAAACCAUAAGCUGUCCGUCUCACACAAUAGAGACUGGGAAAUUGCUCACAAUAUUUGUUCUGCUGGUGUCCUGCUCCAAAUAGCAGUUUGUGGAAACGCUUCUGCCUGGAAUGUGUCAGGUUUAGACCCAGAGCUAGUCCAUUGUUAGCUGCAGAUGGGGGUUUGUCGCUUGUGAAAAAGUGCAAUACUCGUGUGGACGCGCUCGUGCGUGGUUUGGAGCGACUGCUCCUGAUUUAAGUGCUCAGUGGUUUUUUUUCUCUUUCUUUCAAAGCUUAAUCCAAACACUGGCUCUCGUGUGUCACUGUGUACAAUGACAGCUGUGUGGUCCGUGAGCCAAGCGGUCAGUCGCUUUACACCAAGUGUUCAUGUGCUGCUCUUCAGCACAGCCAAACAUGAAUUAUUUCACACUGUAUAUGUAUUCUGAUUAGUGAUGGACACUAAACGAAACAAUAAAAACUAUUCCAUAAAUAUA